GUGGGGGUAAGUCUGGUACAACCCGUCCAAUCUCGUUCGCGACUUCCUUCAAUGAAUUUCAUUCAGGUGACGUAAUCGCCAAACCUGGCUAAGUUCCCUCCUGGUCUGAUUCUUGUCCACGAUAAUCACAGACGACAAUCAGUUGCGCAAUUAAAUCAGUUAUCGAUCUGAAAAUGGCGGCCAAAGGUGAAGUCCCACCUGAUUUUUCACUCGACUUCGGUGGAUUAUCCCUCGGGGAUGUAAAAAAACGUGAAAAACCUUCGAAGAGUCCCUCUGCCAAUCUUAAAAUCGUCUACUUCGAUGUUCAAUCCACCGGAUUUUCCGGUGGUGCGGAGGUUAUUCAACUUGCAGCACGAUAUCAAGACCGUAGCUACUCUGAUUACAUAAUGCCCAAGAAGGAAAUCCCAGACGAGGUGACGGAUCUGACAGGGCUGUUCAAAUGGAGGUCAAUGAUGGUUAAUUCUUACAACAACUGCGAACCAGUGCCUGCAGAAGACAAACAGACCGCCGUCAACAAUUUUUUUGCAUUCUUGAAGUCAGUCGGUGAGGAAGUCAUUCUCGUUGCUCAUAACUGCCUCCACUACGAUGCCCCAAUGCUCAGUGGGCUUAUGUACGAGGUGGACAAGGUAGGUGACUUCAAAAAAUUAGUCUUUGGAUUUUCGGAGGUACUUGGACUCUUCCGAAAGAAAUUAAAGGGCCGACGGGAUGAGAAACAUGGAUUUAAACUUGAAAAACUUGCUGGUCAUUUUUUACAUGAAAAAAACAAAACAUUGAACUCAGUUGUCCACGUGAAGUGGCUCCAGGGACUCGUCAAGCAUCCUCGUAUCAAUAUAUCUGAUGAUGAGCUGAUUAAUCAUCACAUACCUGCCGAGGGUGUCGUCAAUGAGGCCACUGAACGCAAGUGGAAAUACGCCCUCAGAAAGGAUGUUGAGUUACUCAAGGUCACUGUGAGUGAUACACACGGAUUUGUUGGUCUCGAUAACGAAAUAAUCGAUCGUUUUGUGGGGCAGGGAAUUGGCCUGCACGAUCUUUACUCGUACUGGAAGCAUGGGGGUGAGGACUAUGUCAGGAUGAUCAUCACAACUCCCAUGGAGGGACAACCUGAUUCGGUUAUUGCUCAAAAUGAUCAAGAGGAACAGAUGAUUAUGGAUAAUCUUGCUGUUGUCUUUAAGCAUGGACUGCAGAGUAUUCUCGCCAUUGCUGAAAUUGCUCGGGAUCAUCCUUUCGUCACCGAGGGGUUGUAGAGCUCAUGGACUCAUGUGAGAGGUUUUGGAUUUAUUUCUGUCUCGAAAAUGUGUGAUUUUCACAUUAAAAUUUUCUUUGCAACCAGACUCUAGUUUCGCUGUACAAUUGGAACCCAGUUCGUUUAAUUGGAAUAUUCCUUAUUAUUAGCUGUCUUGGAUGGUAAUAUAAAUCAGGUUGUUCUUUUCUGUUAUCAAACAAUAGGGUCGAUAUAUUUUUUUUGUUAAAUUAGGUCAUAAAUGACGUAGAAUUUUAUUUUUGUUAUAUUUUUGUGAGACUGAGAAAAUAAAGACCAAAGUAUCCUCCCCUAGAUUCAUAAAUUA
Molecule: messenger RNA, 1565 nt
Organism: Diachasmimorpha longicaudata
Lineage: Eukaryota; Metazoa; Arthropoda; Insecta; Hymenoptera; Braconidae
Exons: 2
Coding region: 174-1244 (356 amino acids)
Molecular function (GO): nucleic acid binding
Source: RefSeq, a predicted model, not a curated record